CUUUUUUAGUGAUCAAUUUAGAGCCCUAGUUACGAUAAAUGGAUAAUAAUAGUGUUCCAUUUGUAAGUAAGUAAAAUUGUCCCAAUGUGGCGGAAUUUGGCGCAAUAGGAAUGUCAAAAUGGCGGAAAAAGUAUUUAAAAAUCCGGCAACCCUGGUUGGGAAGUCUGUUCACAGUCCAUUUUUCUAGAAGUUCUUGGUUGAACCCGAGUGCAUGCAUACAGCCAAAGAAGAAUGGAAUGAAGCCCCUCCUGGCCUAGACUCUGGCCUCUCUAGACUCUCCCAGCCAGUUGAGAGAUAGAACGCAGUUAGUUACCCAGGGUACGUCCGUUGGUCUACACUAGAGUCCACACUAGAAUCCACACUAGAGUGUACACCGUCCACUGAACACGGAUAAGAUAACACAGAGGAACAGAGAGAGAAAGAGAGAGAGAAAAAGACAAGUCCUGUUUGAGUGAGGGAGUUUCGACACCCACCUCCUCCUCCUGCACCCGCCCCGCCACUCCUGGAUCAGCUCAAUCAGCUCACAAUCAGGAUCAUGGCGGCUUGCCCUCCGCAUUGCGCCCGCAUCCUGGCCUUCCUGGCCCUGAUCACGGCCUUGCUACUAUUGUUGGGCGGAGUGCUCGUUUUGGUGUUCGACCAUCAGCUCUUCACCUCCAUUUUGGAGAAGAAUUUCCCCAUCGUGCCCGGCUCGCCCGUAUACCCGCAUUGGCUCAAACUGCCCGUGCCCAUGUACACGUCCAUCUACCUGUUCAACAUCACCAACUUGGCGGCUGUGCAAGAGGGGCACAAGCCCAUUUUGCAGGAGGUGGGGCCUUUCGUCUAUGAGGAGGUGCACGAAAAGGUCAAGGUUGUGCCCAACCCGCUCAACCACACCGUGACCUAUGAACAACGACGGACCUACCGAUUUGUGCCCGAGCUAUCCCGGGGAGCCUUGAGCGAUCGGGUCACCAUCUUGAACCCGCCGGGCGCCACGGUCAAUUUCCUGGCCGCCAAGGCCUCGGCCUUUGUUCGCCUUACCAUUGAUGUGGGCCUGAAAAUGAUCAAAGAGCCGCUUUUUGUCACGAAGACGGUGGGCGAGAUUCUGUUCGAGGGAUACUCGGAUCCGUUGCUGACCGCCACGGCCAUAUUGCCUGACAUCAUUAUGCCCACCAAGAUGGACAAGUUUGGCUUCUUUUACGGCCGAAACGGGUCCGACUGGUUCGAUGGCGUGUUUAACAUGUACACGGGUGAGCAGAAUCUGUCCCGAUUGGGCCAGAUUGCCAGCUGGAACUACACCCAGCAGUUGCAGUACUAUCCGGCCCAUUGCGGUCGCGUGGGCGGCGCCGGGGAUUUCUUUCCGCCCGCCCGUCAACGCACCUCGGUCAGUUUGUUCAGCAACGACUUGUGUCGCCCCAUUGAGUUGAGUUACCAACGGGACACGGCCAUUGACGGGAUCCAGACCUAUCGCUAUGUGGUCCAGCCCGACUACUUGGCCAACCGAACGGUGCGGGCCAGUAAUUGGUGCUUCAACCCGGAGAAUGAAGUCCCGUCGGGCGUGUACAAUGCCACGGCCUGUCGGCAAGGUGCGCCCGUGUUCAUGUCUCAACCGCAUUUUUAUCAAGCUGACCCCUACUACGCCGCCCAAGUGGAUGGCCUGCGACCCCAGGCUGACCGGCACGAGACGGCUUUCGAGCUGGAGCCUCAAACCGGCGUGCCCUUGACGGUUAAGGCCCGAUUUCAGGUCAAUUUUCACCUGCAGCCCGUGCCGCAAGUGGCCUUGUUCAAGUCCAUCAAGACGGACCUGUUCUUCCCAGUGAUGUGGACGGAGACUCACGUGGGAUUCCAAGAGUCGCUGGCCACCGAGAUGUGGUUUCUGUCCCAUUUGAUCAAUAUUUGCAGUAUCCUGGGCUAUGGCAUGAUGGCCAUCGGUAUGGGCGUGUUGCUUUCGUUUGUGGUUAUGGGUGUGAGCUAUCACGUGUCCAAGGUUCGGGGUAAUGCUCAGGAUAGCGCCAUCUUGAAUGCCAAUCUCAUACCCGACAACAUGGAGGAUUCCGAGUAGAAUAGGCCCACUCACCCCCCGAAUCAAAAUCAACCCGUCAUCUGAUAUGUCAGUUACUCAUCGAGUGUAGUCGUGACAGUGCAUUAGUCUGUGAUAUUCAUAUGUAAGUACUUCAAUAAUGGCAUCGCUGGCCAUUCUUUUUACUCUCAAGAAAAAUUGAUCAUGAGUUUGAACCCAUUUUUUAUGUAUUGAAAUAAAUCAUUUAUCCCCAG
Messenger RNA from Tigriopus californicus, 2250 nucleotides. RefSeq names its product protein peste-like. NCBI's taxonomy places the organism in Eukaryota, Metazoa, Arthropoda, Copepoda, Harpacticoida, Harpacticidae. The transcript has a single exon. Gene Ontology annotation, molecular function: scavenger receptor activity. The coding region runs from base 536 to 2038 and encodes 500 amino acids. The record is from RefSeq and is a predicted model, not a curated record. Gene Ontology annotation, cellular component: membrane; cytoplasm.